Carassius auratus (goldfish) is the source of this 876-nucleotide messenger RNA. RefSeq names its product pleckstrin homology domain-containing family J member 1. Gene Ontology annotation, biological process: endosome organization; retrograde transport, endosome to Golgi; receptor recycling. The record is from RefSeq and is a predicted model, not a curated record. The coding region runs from base 228 to 689 and encodes 153 amino acids. Gene Ontology annotation, cellular component: early endosome; recycling endosome; trans-Golgi network. Lineage: Eukaryota; Metazoa; Chordata; Actinopteri; Cypriniformes; Cyprinidae. The transcript is spliced from 6 exons.
AUUCCUGCAGCUCACUCGGUACAGUGUGUUUUGAUGUGUGUGUGUGUGUUAUGUGUGUUUAGUACGCUUGUUUCAGUUCAUUUGGCGCUAAGCACGCGAUCAGAGGAACUUGAGUGACAGUAUGAAUGACGAGUAUCCGAUCCGACUCUGAUGCUGGGAACUAAACUGCUGUCUUUAAUCAUUAAAAUGCGCUGUAAUGAGACGAAACUGCUGUCGAAGAACUGAAGAUGCGAUUCAACGAGAAAGAGCUGGUGUUCCUGAGCCGCCAGCCGUCAGAGAGAGCGGCCGAGCUGGGCAUGAAAGGCCCGAAGAAAGGAGACGUUGUGAAGAGGCGUGUAGUGAAGCUGAUCGUUAAUUUCCUGUUUUACUUUCGGAUCGAUGAGGAUGAGCCCAUCGGUGCUCUUCUGCUGGAACAGUGUCGCGUGGAGAGAGAAGACGAUCAGGUUUUCUCCAUCGUGUUUCUGGACGAAGCCGAGAGGAAGUAUCUGUUCGAAUGUGAUUCUCAGGAGCAGUGUGUGGAGUGGAUCGAUGCCAUCGUUAAAGCCAGUUAUGAAUCCAUGCGUAAGAACCUGAUCUACUAUCGCACGGAAAUCCAUCGGCUGACCGGCAAGGACCCGCUGGAGCAGUAUGGGAUAUCAGACGAAACACGUUUUCAGGUCAACAGUGGUCUUCCUCCAGCGGACACAUAAACUGUUUGGGGUUUCUGCUUGUGUUUUUCUUCUUUUACAGUCUGCCUGCAUCCAUCACUGUACGUUCUGACCUGAGUUAUGGGAGAAAUGCGUAAUAUCACUGUAAUGAAUGUAUGCUGAGUUUGAGCCAAUUGCAAUUAAAGUUUCUUCCUAAAAUCAAGGUCAUUGUUAAUGAGGGCAAGCUGAA